UUAUGUACAUAAAAUAACCUAACUUUCACGUGUUUUCUAGUUUUUUUGUGAAUUUUUUUGUACUGUUACACGGCAACUGAAUACGAUUCAAUUUUCCAAUAAUAUAUUCAUGCACCUACUGAAAAAUGAAGUCCACAAAACAAACGAAACCACAUAAUUUGAAAGCACUUGAGAUUAAACUUAACGAAUCCUCGAUAAACCCACACACAAUAUAUUUUAAAGAACACACUGUAAGAGAACAGAGUAAUGAUAAACCCCCAGGAAGGACUCUAUUCCUGAUAAAUAUACCACCUUACGUCGAUGAAAAAGGAAUAGCAAAUGCGUUCAGUGAAGCUGGCGUUGUCGACAAUGUCAUUUUCGCCUGUAAACCUAGCCCAAGCGAAGUCAAAACUCACAAAUUUAUCAAAGAACACUUACAACCUUCUUUUAGGGUUUGCUACAUGGUGUUUAAAAAAGUGGCGCAACUACAUAAGGCACUAACACUAACAAAAUUACGUCCAAUUACUUCUAAUGAUCAUCAAAUUUUAGUUGGUAUGAAAAAAUGGGCUGAGGAGUACAAUUCGUCUGUAGUGCCAUCUAAAGCAUUGAAGGAAAGCAUAGAAAGUUUCAUGAGAGUACAUGACAAAGAAAUGAAAGAAAUUGAAAAGAUUAGCAAGAAAUUGGAGAAAGAAGAUGAUGAUGGAUGGAUAACCGUUACAAAGAAAGGCAAAGUUCAAAGUUUUGCUCGUUCAGAAAAAGUGGAAAACAAAAUCAUGGCUAAAGAAGAGAACAAUAAAAAACGAAAGGAACUUAAAAACUUUUACACUUUCCAAAUAAGAGAAUCAAAAAUGAAACACAUUGUUGCAUUGAGGCAAAAGUUUGAGGAAGACAAAAAGAAGAUAGCUCAAAUAAAACAGAGUAGGAGGUUUAAACCAUUUUAAAUAAAAACAUCAUGUAGUAAAGAA
Molecule: messenger RNA, 944 nt
Organism: Aricia agestis (brown argus)
Lineage: Eukaryota; Metazoa; Arthropoda; Insecta; Lepidoptera; Lycaenidae
Product: ribosomal RNA-processing protein 7 homolog A
Exons: 2
Coding region: 126-920 (264 amino acids)
Biological process (GO): rRNA processing; ribosomal small subunit assembly
Cellular component (GO): UTP-C complex; CURI complex
Molecular function (GO): nucleic acid binding
Source: RefSeq, a predicted model, not a curated record